AUGUCGUCAACGGACGCCGAGGAUCCCUUCCUCCAGGUCCAAGGCGAUGUGUUAUCUUUACUGAAUACGACUCGGCCUCUCUUUGCGUCCUACCUCCGCAUUCGUUCGCUGACAUCGUCGCCGACAUCACCGGAACUGAUUCAAGCGCGGACGGAGCUGGAAUCCAGUCUCCAAGAUCUCAGUACAGAUCUUCAAGAUCUAGUGGAUAGUGUCAAGGCUGUCGAGCAUGAUCCGUAUCGAUAUGGAAUCGAAAUUGACGAGGUUGAACGCCGUCGACGCUUGGUUGGAGAGGUGGGCGGGGAGAUUGAAGAUAUGAGGGAAGAGUUAGCCAAGGCUGUGUCUGCUGCUCCCGUUGCUGGUGAGAGGAGCAACAAUGCGGGAAUGGCUGAAUCACUUCCUCCACCUUCGGCAUUCGAACCGGGACAUGAUGAUUAUGCUGAGUUUGAACAACAACGACAACUAGAGUUGAUGCACGAGCAAGACGAAGCGUUGGACGAUGUUUUUCAGACCGUCGGUAACUUGAGGCGGCAAGCUGAUGACAUGGGAAGGGAAUUGGAGGACCAGGCUGGUCUUCUUACUGAUGUUGACACCAUGGCCGAGCGGGUCGGCGGAAAACUCCAAAGCGGCAUGAAGAAAGUUGGUUGGGUGCUCAAGAAGAAUGAAGGUGAGAACCUUUACAUGCCUGCACCGAAUAGUCUCACUGAUCCGAAUUUUUGUGUCAAGAUACCAUGUCGAGUUGCUGCAUAG
Xylona heveae TC161 is the source of this 747-nucleotide messenger RNA. RefSeq names its product SNARE domain protein. Gene Ontology annotation, biological process: Golgi vesicle transport. The transcript is spliced from 2 exons. The record is from RefSeq and is a predicted model, not a curated record. Gene Ontology annotation, cellular component: membrane. Lineage: Eukaryota; Fungi; Ascomycota; Xylonomycetes; Xylonales; Xylonaceae. The coding region runs from base 1 to 747 and encodes 248 amino acids.